AUGGACCCCGGACCUGUUUCCAAGGUCUACGCCAACCAAGUAGGCGGCCACCCAGGCGUCGCUACGACCGAGGACGGCUCUCUGCUCAUUAAACCCUCUCUCCCCCGUGAAGUCGCCUUCUACCAAGCACUCGCGACCGAUGCACGCUGCGCUAAUUUGCGGGACUUCGUCCCCGAAUUUUACGGUACCCUGAAGCUAGAGGGCAGGGUGGCGAAUGAAGGUGGUGGGCUCAUGAACGCCAUCACGCCAGUGGAGGAGUCCAUUGUGCUCGAGAAUCUCGCGUAUACGUUCUUGAAGCCAAACAUCCUCGACAUCAAACUAGGCACUGUGCUGUUUGACGAGGACGCCACCCCGGAGAAACGAGCACGGAUGGAGAAGGUCGCUGAAGAGACGACCUCCAAGGAAACCGGGAUGCGUCUCACAGGAUUCCAAGUUUAUGAUCUCGCCGCAGACAAGCCGGUGAUAACCACCAAGGCUUAUGGCAAGUCUAUCAAGCCAGCCGAUCUCCCAGACGGCAUUGCACGAUUCUUCCCGCUAGCAGCACCCCCGUCGCCACCCAACGAGUCCGCGCAACUGACACCCAGCGCGGGUGCAGCACAUGGGACUGGGCUACCACCCGAGUUAUUGCAAACGAUCCUUGCCGGCAUAUUGUCUGAAGUCGAGGAUAUCUACGGCACCAUGGAAGACAUCGAGCUGCGGAUGGUCGGCGGGAGCCUGCUGCUGGUCUACGAGGCUGACUGGGACCGCGCGCGAGAAGGGCUCCGACUGUUGCGCGAGGCAGAGCAGCGUGCGGAACGUGAGGUCGAACAAGGGCAGGAGCAGGACGAAGAUGAGGACGAGGAUGGGGAAGAAGAUGACGAUGAGAAUGCUGUGGGCCCGCCGUUCGUGGUGAAGCUCAUUGACUUUGCACAUGCCAAGUUGGUACCAGGUCGCGGGCCGGACGAGGGAGUUCUGCAUGGCCUACGGACGGUGAUCGACUUGUUGAAGGGUAGGAUGGCGCAGGUGGAGGCAGUAUCUGUAACCACGCUUACCUCGACGUGA
This is a messenger RNA of Fomitopsis serialis, 1041 nucleotides long. RefSeq names its product SAICAR synthase-like protein. Gene Ontology annotation, molecular function: inositol hexakisphosphate kinase activity; inositol-1,4,5,6-tetrakisphosphate 3-kinase activity. The transcript has 3 exons. Bases 1 to 1041 code for a protein of 346 amino acids. Gene Ontology annotation, biological process: inositol phosphate biosynthetic process; phosphatidylinositol phosphate biosynthetic process. Gene Ontology annotation, cellular component: nucleus; cytoplasm. The record is from RefSeq and is a predicted model, not a curated record. Lineage: Eukaryota; Fungi; Basidiomycota; Agaricomycetes; Polyporales; Fomitopsidaceae.